AUGGUGGACAAUAAUUUUACAGAGUCCUUCAACUCUUGGAUCUUAGAAGCAAGAGGCAAGACUAUCCUGAAGAUGCUAGAGGAUAUUAGAAUCAAGGUCAGGAACAGGUUAAGGGAGAAAGAAGAAGAAGCUAGAACAUGGGGAGGUGAGUUUAGUCCUAACUGCAUGAAGAUGUAUGAUGCUUAUUUGAACGUAGCCAACUUAUGUACUGUUCAUUUCAAUGGUGAAACUAGCUAUGAGGUUUCUGAGGGUGGUAAUAGACAUACAGUGAACCUAGUGGAGAAAAAAUGCACUUGUAGAUCCUGGCAGUUGACUGCCAUCCCAUGCCCUCAUACCAUCAGGGCACUAAAAUACGAGAGAGAGGAUCUAAUGACUGAAAUUAGUUGGUGGCACAGCAAGCAAGCUUACCUGAUGACAUAUAGGGCCAAGUUGAUGCCUGUUAGAGGUGAAAAGUUCUGGAAAGUAUUACCAGAACAUGCUAUGGACCCUCCUCCACUUGCCAAAACUGUUGGAAGGCCAAAAGUCAAAAGAAAUAGGGAGAAAGAUGAGGCUAACAAGAGACAAGGAGAUUGGGCUGCAUCAAGAAGGGGAACUAGAAUUACAUGCAACAUUUGUGGUGAACUGGACCACAAUUCAAGGACAUGCAAGGUUGGUGCUGAAGGAAAUGUUGAGGAUGUUAGUUGUUCAGCCCCUCAACCAACUCAACCAACACAAGAAGGUGAACAUGAAAGUGAAUUUGUGUUCAUGCCUACACCAAGAGUACCAAGACACCAAACAGAACCCUUUGAUGAUGGAACCAGUGAGCAUGAAAGUGACCCUGCUUUAAUGCCUAAGAUUAUUUCUGAAGAUCAAUCAUGA
Molecule: messenger RNA, 858 nt
Organism: Nicotiana attenuata
Lineage: Eukaryota; Viridiplantae; Streptophyta; Magnoliopsida; Solanales; Solanaceae
Exons: 2
Coding region: 1-858 (285 amino acids)
Molecular function (GO): zinc ion binding
Source: RefSeq, a predicted model, not a curated record